Messenger RNA from Adineta ricciae, 555 nucleotides. The record is from the annotation of a GenBank genome assembly. NCBI's taxonomy places the organism in Eukaryota, Metazoa, Rotifera, Eurotatoria, Adinetida, Adinetidae.
AUGGUACGGUCGGUUCCAGCCGGUUCCAGUCAUUUUCCGACCGUUUCCUGCAAACUUCGAGCUGGAAACGGUCAGGAACUGAUCGGAUAUUUCCUAUGCAAUUCCGGCCGGAAUUCGGCGGCAAGGAACCCGCCAGAAUUUGCUGGAAUCGGCGAAAACUGUGCCGGAAUCGAGAAGAGCUGUACCGGAACCGACUUAGAUUUCAACGGAUCCAGUCGCCGGAAUGAACGACCUGGUCAGAAAAGGCAGAGAUUGAGAAAAAAGCUCCAAACUGAACAAAAAACAGCUCAAUUGCUGUUGGAAGAAGGAAAUCAACGUAUUGGAAAUUCGUUAAGAAAAGGAAAUUUUACUGACAUACAAGCUGCCUAUGCAUUAAACAAGAUUGGAACUGAAAAGAUGAAAAUUAUUGAUGAAGAUAUGUCACAGAUCAUGAAAGAUAUUUCAAUGAUUCAGCAAAAGCGAGCUCAUACUGAUCGCGAACAGUCAAACGAGAAACGUAAAUUGGCUGCCGAACAAGUAAUGUUAGAAGAGAAUGCAACCAAAUUUGUAAAAUAA